CCAAGGGAACCGGCUCGAAUCCGUAACCAGGUUCCUGUUAGGUCGGUCGUUCAGUUCUACUGUUGGUAACCACCAUCAACAGAUUCAGUCUAGUUUCAAACUUCCACAGUAAAGGUGUUUCCUUUCCGAUUAAGAGCCGAUUCGAUUCAAGUGCAUCAAAAUGGGCAAGAAAAAGGGUGGCAAUAAGAACAAGCUGGCCAAAAUGUCCGAGGAAGAACGGGCCCGGUAUCUGCAGCACCGGGCCGACAUGGAGGAGGAAGCUCGGCGCCGGAAGCAGCAACUGAUAGCGACUUUCAUGAAGAACAAACUCAAGCGGGAGGACGCCUUCAUGCGUUUGAACCUGGCGAAAAUCAACCAGGAGUGGCGCAGCAUCCUGCGCAACAUCAAGUGCAAGGAGCUGAAGCACGAAAUCGAACAGGUGGAGAAGAUCUGCACCGAAUGCAUCGACAACAAGAAUGGGAUUAUUCGACGGCUGUUGUGCGAUCUAGACGAGUCGGAGGAGAUAUAUGCGACUAUGUUGCACGCGCACAUGGAAAAGAUCGAAAAGAUCAUGAACAUCCACGGCGAUCGGUUGCAGUUCUUGAAUAAGCUGUACGAAAUCGAGAAAAAGGAGAUUAUUAGGAAUUAUGAUCAGGAGAUCGCUAACUAUAAGGGCAAAAAGUUUGGGCUGCAGAAGGAGUUGGAGUGCGUAUUUUAUGGGCUGGCUGAGCGAUCGAAGAUUGAUCGGGAUCGGGCCGAGGAGGAGCACAUGUUGAAGAAGGAUGAGCUGAAAAAUUCGAUGAUACUGAAGCUAGAAAUGAUUACCAAAGAGCGCGAAAAACAUAUGGAAAAGCUGUGGAAAGAAUUCCAACGGGUUCUUAGUGCCUAUCUACGCAACACCGAAGAGUAUCGCAACGAGUAUAGCAAACUGCGGGAUCAGGAUUCGAACGAUACGCGCCAGAUACAGAACCACUAUGUCGAAGUGGCUCGGCUGGGCGAGCUGAUCUCGAACCUUCGGCAAAAGUUGGUCACCAUUAGGGAAGAACACGAUUUCAACGUAAAGCAGUUGCAAAAAUCUAAAAUGGAACUGCAGGAGCGUAUUCGCAACAUCAAGCAAGAGAUGGAGAUCGGCCUGAAGAUGGACGAGGAAAAGCUGAAGCAGCUGGCCGUUUGCAGUAACGGAGCGUUGAAGUAUCUGCAGAAUCUGUUGAAGCGCGGCAAUGCUAUUUUGCAGAUUGCUACGUUUUGCAAGAAAUUCGAAACAGAAAAUGAGAGUCUGUUGCCAUUUGUGCACAGUGCAGUUAAGCGGCAAAUGUUCGAGGUCGACGAAGAUGAGCUCAAAGAACCGACUACGGAGAUUGAAGCUUUCAAGAAGGAUACGUUUGGAAUAGCUAAGAAGUUUGAAAACUUUUGGAUGCGUUUCAAUAAGGCUAGAAUCGACUGUGCGUGUUUGCAGGAGGAGAAAAAACAACUACUUGAGGACAACGAACGAUUGAAAACACAGUUGAAGGAGUAUUUGAUAACGGUGAACAUGAACAAUGGUGGAUCUUUGGAAUCGAACGAGACUCUACUGACAAAAAGACCUAGUUCUAUGAAGGUGGAAAAGGUAGUUCGCAUAAAUCUCAAGCAAGCUGUCAUGUACAAUCGGAAUGGUGAUCGUCGUCCGGUAACCUGCAUCGAGGGAAACUUGAGCAACGCCAUACGCAAUGAGAGAUUGUUGGAGUUUAGAAGCAGACCAUCGGAACUGUAUUCGUUGAUUCAACAGUCUUAGUGACUUCUCAAUUUUCAUACAAGCGCAAAAAUCAAAUAGUGUUACUCGAAUUUAUUGCAAAUGUCAUCGACACGGUUUGAGUUAGUGUGGGCACCCAAUAAAAUACUGCUUAUUCUUA
Messenger RNA from Uranotaenia lowii, 1868 nucleotides. RefSeq names its product dynein regulatory complex subunit 2. The record is from RefSeq and is a predicted model, not a curated record. The coding region runs from base 161 to 1750 and encodes 529 amino acids. Gene Ontology annotation, cellular component: axonemal dynein complex; axoneme. The transcript is spliced from 3 exons. Gene Ontology annotation, biological process: cilium-dependent cell motility; axonemal dynein complex assembly; regulation of cilium movement. Lineage: Eukaryota; Metazoa; Arthropoda; Insecta; Diptera; Culicidae.